Rhea pennata is the source of this 5165-nucleotide messenger RNA. It is a transcript of the gene DYRK1A, whose product is annotated as dual specificity tyrosine phosphorylation regulated kinase 1A. NCBI's taxonomy places the organism in Eukaryota, Metazoa, Chordata, Aves, Rheiformes, Rheidae. The coding region runs from base 225 to 2495 and encodes 756 amino acids. Gene Ontology annotation, biological process: protein autophosphorylation; peptidyl-serine phosphorylation; peptidyl-threonine phosphorylation. Gene Ontology annotation, cellular component: nucleus. The record is from RefSeq and is a predicted model, not a curated record. The transcript has 12 exons. Gene Ontology annotation, molecular function: protein serine/threonine/tyrosine kinase activity; protein serine/threonine kinase activity; ATP binding.
AAAUAUCACGCAAGAAAACGGGUGGGGAGGGGGAAAAUACCACCCUCAAAAAACUGUCUCGGCGGGUCCGGCGGCGGCACGCGAGAAGUUCGCCGCGCGCGAGCGGGCGGGUACGAGCGAGGACAGGCUCGGGGCGGCGGCGGCAACAGCAGCGUGUGGUUUGCUGUUGGACUCCCCCCGCCCCCCACACCCCCACAGGAUGAUAUGAGACUUGAAAGAAGACGAUGCAUACAGGAGGAGAGACUUCAGCAUGCAAACCUUCAUCUGUUCGGCUUGCACCAUCGUUUUCAUUCCAUGCUGCUGGCCUUCAGAUGGCUGGACAGAUGUCCCAUUCGCAUCAGCAGUACAGUGAUCGUCGGCAGCAGAACAUAAAUGACCAACAGGUUUCUGCCUUAUCAUACACAGACCAGAUUCAGCAACCUCUAACAAACCAGAGGCGAAUGCCCCAAACUUUCCGUGAUCCAGCUACUGCUCCUUUGAGGAAACUCUCCGUAGAUUUGAUCAAAACAUACAAACAUAUUAAUGAGGUUUACUAUGCAAAAAAAAAACGGCGGCAUCAACAGGGCCAAGGAGAUGAUUCCAGUCAUAAGAAGGAGCGAAAAGUUUACAAUGAUGGCUAUGAUGAUGACAACUAUGACUACAUUGUGAAAAAUGGGGAGAAGUGGAUGGAUCGUUAUGAAAUUGACUCUCUAAUAGGCAAAGGAUCGUUUGGACAGGUUGUAAAGGCUUAUGACAGAGUGGAACAGGAAUGGGUGGCUAUUAAAAUUAUAAAAAACAAGAAGGCUUUCUUAAACCAAGCCCAGAUUGAAGUACGGUUGCUUGAGCUUAUGAACAAACAUGACACAGAGAUGAAAUACUAUAUAGUGCAUUUGAAGCGCCAUUUUAUGUUCCGAAACCAUCUCUGCUUAGUCUUCGAAAUGCUGUCCUACAAUCUGUAUGACCUGUUGCGCAACACCAACUUCCGAGGGGUCUCACUGAACCUGACACGAAAGUUUGCACAGCAGAUGUGCACUGCACUGCUUUUCCUGGCGACUCCUGAACUUAGUAUCAUUCACUGUGACCUAAAACCUGAGAAUAUCCUACUCUGUAACCCCAAACGAAGUGCUAUCAAGAUUGUUGAUUUUGGCAGUUCUUGUCAACUUGGACAGAGGAUAUACCAAUAUAUCCAGAGUCGUUUUUAUCGAUCACCAGAGGUGCUACUGGGAAUGCCUUAUGAUCUUGCCAUUGACAUGUGGUCCCUUGGGUGUAUUUUAGUUGAGAUGCACACUGGCGAGCCUCUUUUCAGUGGGGCAAAUGAGGUGGAUCAAAUGAAUAAAAUAGUGGAAGUUUUGGGGAUACCGCCUGCUCACAUUCUUGACCAAGCACCAAAAGCAAGAAAGUUCUUUGAGAAGUUGCCAGAUGGCACUUGGAACUUGAAGAAGACCAAAGAUGGAAAAAGGGAAUACAAACCACCCGGAACUCGUAAGCUUCACAAUAUACUAGGAGUUGAAACAGGAGGACCAGGUGGACGUCGUGCUGGGGAAUCGGGUCAUACUGUAGCUGACUACUUGAAGUUCAAAGACCUCAUCUUAAGGAUGCUUGAUUAUGACCCUAAGACCCGAAUUCAACCUUACUAUGCCCUACAGCAUAGUUUCUUUAAGAAAACAGCAGACGAAGGUACAAAUACAAGUAACAGUGUGUCCACGAGUCCUGCCAUGGAGCAGUCGCAGUCUUCAGGAACCACCUCUAGUACAUCUUCAAGCUCAGGUGGAUCUUCUGGAACAAGUAACAGUGGAAGGGCACGGUCAGACCCCACACACCAGCAUCGACAUAGUGGUGGACACUUCACUGCUGCUGUUCAGGCUAUGGACUGUGAAACACACAGCCCACAGGUUCGACAACAGUUUCCUCCACCACUUGGUUGGACAGCCACUGAAGCUCCUACACAGGUCACUGUUGAAAACCAUCCAGUUCAAGAAACCACCUUCCACGUAACCCCUCAACAACAGAAUGCAUUACAUCAUCAUCAUGGAAAUAGCUCUCACCACCACCACCACCACCACCACCACCACCAUCAUCAUGGACAGCAAGCCUUGGGUAGCCGGACCAGGCCAAGGGUCUACAAUUCUCCAACAAACAGCUCCUCCACCCAGGAUUCUAUGGAGGUGGGCCACAGUCACCACUCCAUGACAUCCCUGUCUUCCUCAACUACUUCUUCCUCUACAUCUUCCUCCUCUACUGGUAACCAAGGCAAUCAAGCCUAUCAGAACCGCCCAGUGGCUGCUAAUACCUUGGACUUUGGACAAAAUGGAGCUAUGGACGUGAAUUUAACAGUCUACUCUAAUCCGCGCCAAGAGACUGGCAUAGCUGGACAUCCGACGUACCAGUUUUCUGCUAAUACAGGUCCUACUCAUUACAUGACUGAAGGACACCUUGCAAGAAGGCAAGGAAUUGAUAGAGAAGAGUCUCCCAUGACAGGAGUUUGUGUUCAGCAAAGUCCUGUGGCUAGCUCGUGACUAAACUGAAACUAAGUUUGUUUCUUGUGUGUUUUUAUAGAAGUGGUGUUUUUCCAAAAACAAAGUGCAAAGCUGCUUGAAUCAGAAGGAGAUAAACUCACUGAACCGCUACAGGAGGGCAAAGCUGACUAUUUUUUUAAACUUGAAAAGAUUGCAAAGGGACAAUGAAGUUUUUGUUUUGGUUUGUUUUUUUUUUUUGUUUUUUUUUUUUUUUGUUUUUGUUUUUAAGAGCCAUGUCCGAACCCAGCUUAACGGAUAGCUUAGUGGUGUUCAACUUUUGCUUCCCCCAUUUUAACUUGCCACAACCUAGUCAUAGCUUUUUUUGGGAGGGGUUUUUCUUUGGUCUCAUUCAAGAAGGGUUAUUGUUCAAAUGUUAGUUGUAGUUGCAAACUAGUUUCUUUUUAAAGGCAUUGCACAUGACUUUUAUAUAAAGGCCCUUUGAAGCUUUUGGGUGGGAGGGGAGUAAUAUAUAUUUUUUUUAAGUUCCCCAAACAAACAUGGGCACAGAAAUGCAGUACUGUAAGAAAGAGGGACCUUCAGAUUACACAAAUAUAUAUUCUUCAGCUGUAAAAAGGGACGGUUGUUAUGGAGUUUGUAAGGCACAUUAAGCAUGCUAAGUGGCGGUGAUCAGAACUCUCCUUAUCUGAAUCUACUGAGGAUCAAAGCAGCAAUUGUAAUGGGAUUCCGUGUGUCUCAUAUUUUGGAGACCACAGUCAGUUAGUAUUGAAAUAUGACUGGUUUCAUAACUAAGAUGCACUGAGAAGCAAUCAACGGGUCGGUCCUGGCCAGUCCUGGGGAGGUCUGAGUGGUGGUCUUUGGGAUAACCUUUGGCCUUAUGGAUUUGGACUCUUAAGUUAGAAGAGCCUACCAUUUCAGAUGCAAUCACUUUUGGACAUGCUUUUGCAGACGGUCCUUAAUGCUGAAAACAUAGAGAAUGGGUAAUUCAAGAGGCCUUUCUUUUAAAAUAGACUUUUGUGACCCACUUAUUGUAAGGUAUUGCAAGGUCACUUUGCGUGUGUCAUAGAGUUGACUUCCUUAUUGGUUGAAGGUCACAGGAGUAGUGGUUUGCGUUUGAUGGAAAUAGCUACAACUGUGUCCCUUCCUGCUUUUUACUUUUUUCUUUUGCUUUUUCUCGGCACGUGGUUUCUCCACCAUUACUUCUGCACAAAGACGUCUUCUGUUCAUCCUGAACAUUUUUAAAAAUGCAGAAUUUUAUGUGACUGCUUUUUUGCCUCACAAUUAUGCUGUGAAUUUUACAAAAAUUUAUUUUCUUUUUUGAUAAUUUAUUGUACCAAAGCUGUUUUUAUAGCACAUAGAUGUCUGUAACCAAUAAUGUAGCAGUUCUGCACUUUGACACAAGGUGUAACUAGACCAUUUUUAAAUGUCAGUUAAAAUUAUGGCUGUACUAUUGCUUAAACAAAACUGGAACUGUUGUUGAAUUCAUAGCCAAUACAUUUACAGCAAUCUGUGUACUGAGCAUAAUAGAUUGACAUCUACUUCAAGACUAUAACAUCUGUUAUAUUAUAAAUGUGUUCAGGCUUCUGAAAGUAAAAGGGACACUAGAUCCAGAAGCUAUGAAACCAGCAGUUGAUUCUUGUAUUCCUUAUUAACAUAAUUGUAAACUUGAAGGCAAGACCAUGAUUGCAUGAACAGGUCCAAAAUAAUAGUCUGAGUAAAGCAAAACACUCACAUGAGACCUGAGGUUAGCAGGCUGUAUUUAACAGGUGCCUAAUUUUGGGGUAAUGCUGCCUUAAUGUAACACAGUCAACUUGGCAGUUGCAAAAUUUAUGGGCCCAUUCAAACAUUUAUUUCUCUUAGGAGUAAAAACUCAGUGAAAAGCGUUUGAAAAAAUAAGAGUAACUCACUUAUUGCCCAUCCCAGAUUAACAUUGUUUGCCCAUUAUAUAUUACAGAAGCAGUGAUCUACCUCUGCCAGUAAGCCCUUUUAAAAAUUAAUGCAGCAGAAAAAUAGCUAAGUUCAUACUGGUUAAUUCCAUGUGGCUAAAUCAUUUUUUUGACUAAAAGGUGGAAUUUUUUUAUACUUACAGUGACAACACAGCAGCUACCAUGUAAAUGCGAGUGAAUACUUGGGAUUACCAUUUUUUUGUAAAUCACAACUUUUUUAUCAAGUGAUCCAUAUUUCUUUUGUAUUGAAACAUCAACCCUGUGGAUGAAAGUGCUUUUUUUUUUUUUUUUUUUUUUUUUUAAUUCAGUAAUUCAGAAAAGUUCACAGCAGUUGAAAGGCUGUCACCUUAGAAACAGGAUACUGAGUUUAGCAAUAUAAAAAGGAAUCCAGUACUUACUGCUGUCUAGGAAUAUAAGGGUAAUAUGAAAUCUGGGUAAUUUUUGUGUGCACUGGUUGCCACACCUUAGCAAGCAUCAAAAAAUAAAGCAAUUUUAAAAUAUUUACAUAAAGAAGAACUCAUCCAGUGCUUCUGCAUACUGUGUUAUGUUACAGUCCAGUUUUGUGUGCUUUACUACACAGUUUGGUUACAGGACUUCUGUGCAUUGUAAACAUAAACAGCAUGGAAAGGUUGAAUACCUGUGUUCAGAUUGUAAGAUCUAGUCCGGACUUGCUGUGUAUAUUGUAACGUUAAAUGAAAAAGAUAAGCCCUUUGUAUUAUAGUCAUGCAGUCUUAUGUAUGAUAAACAGUUGAAUAAUUUGUCCUCA